This is a messenger RNA of Coffea arabica (coffee), 1770 nucleotides long. The record is from RefSeq and is a predicted model, not a curated record. NCBI's taxonomy places the organism in Eukaryota, Viridiplantae, Streptophyta, Magnoliopsida, Gentianales, Rubiaceae.
AUGGUCUCCGACUGCUACGAUUAUAAUGAGGAACAAAAAGUGAAAGUUGCCACCGUUGAGUUCACCGACUACGCCUUAGUCUGGUCGGACCAAGUGAGAACCCAUAGGAGGAGAAUGGGAGAACCACGAGUCCGGACUUGGCGAGAGCUCAAGGCAUUGAUGCGUAAGAGAUUCGUUCCAAGCUACUACAAUCGAGAUCUCCACUCGAAACUGCAAACCCUCACUCAAGGCAACAUGAGUGUGAAGGACUAUGACAAGGAGAUCGAGAUGGCCAUGAUGAGGGCAAACAUUCAAGAGAAUGGUGAAGUGACCAUGGCCAGGUUUCUUAAAGGUCUCAAUCCUGACCUUCAGGAAGCCUUGGAGCUCCAACAUUAUGUGGACAUUCAUGACCUUCUUGAACUAGCCAUCAAGGUCGAGAGGGGAAAGAAAUUGAGGCGUGGGGCCCGUACCUUCCAAACUUCCAACUCACCUUCCUGGAAAGGAAACCUACCACGGAGAACAACCCAUGAAGCUGGAAAUUCGACUACACCCACUCCUUCUAGUCGAAUUCAAGGUAAUGCGUCUACCCGUAAUACCAAUUUUACCCCUAACAAAGCUGUUGAUGCAUCCAGAUCUACCUCUAAAGCACCACAUGAGACUCCUAAGACUAGGAGUAGGGACGUCAAGUAUUUUAAAUGUCAAGGGUUUGGACAUAUUCAGUCUCAAUGUCCAAACCAACAGAUCAUGUUAAUCACUCACAAUGGCGAGAUCGUGUCCGAUGAUGACGAUUGUGAGGAGAUGCCCGACUUGGUCAAAGGCGACUGCCUGGAAGAAGAUUCAGCUGAGGAAGAUUGCUUGCCUACACAAGGGAAAGUAGGUUGCUUGGUGGCACGACGAGUGCUAACCGCCAGAGUUAAGGAGGACGAGCAACUACAAAGAGAGAACUUAUUUUACACUCGCUGCAAAGUAGGUGACAAGGUGUGUAGCCUUAUCAUCGACGGUGGGAGUUGCACGAAUGUGGCGAGCUUACUCAUUGUUGAGAGUUUAGGGCUCCCAACUACUAGAUAUCCAUACCCUUAUCGCCUCCAAUGGCUAAGUGAGGAUGAAGAGGUACGUGUCUUCAAACAAGUACGCGUUUUCUUCUCAAUUGGUGCUUACACUGAUGAAGUCGUGUGUGACAUAGUGCCAAUGCAUGCUACACAUGUCAUCUUGGGGAGACCCUGGCAAUUUGACAAACACGUCACAUUCGAUGGAAGGGCAAAUAAGUACACACUUUUGCACGAUGGCAAGCGUAAGUUUAUCACACCACUCACACCUGCACAAGUGUAUGAGAACCAACUUAAGUUGCAAAAAGAGUGUGAACAGGACCGUCAAAGGAGGAAACAAAAGGCGGUCGACCCUGGCAAAAGCUCCACUUCUACAAGAUAUGUAGUGAGUUCACAGGGAAUCAAAGUAGACGAAUCCAAGAUUGAGGCCAUCAAGCAAUGGCCAACCCCAACAUCCGUCCAUGAGGUGCACAACUUCCAUGGAUUAGCAGGCUUCUACCGACGAUUUGUCAAAGACUUCAGUACCAUUGUUGCCCCAUUGACUGCCGUGACAAAAAAGAACGACAAAUUCCAUUGGGGAGAAGUCCAAGAACAAGUAUUUCUCACCCUCAAAGACAAAUUCAUACAUGCACCUGUUUUGGCAUUACCAAAUUUUAACAAGACCUUUGAAAUUGAAUGUGAUGCCUCUGGUGUAGACAUUAGUGCCGUUCUCAUGCAAGACAAGAUGCCUUGUGCAUUUUUUUAG